AUGUCGUGCAUUCCAUCCACUGACGCCGAGUGGACGGCGGCGAUUUCAAAGGUGAAGGAGCGGGUGCCCCAGCGGUCAUUAUCGCUGCCACCAGUCCCCCUAGGAAUUCCGGGGAUGAUCGACCACACUCUUUUGAAAGAGCCAAUCGAACCGGAGCAGAUUGAUCUCCUUUGUGAUGAAGCGCGGGAGUACGGUUUUGCUUCUGUCUGCGUUCGACUCGGAUAUGUUGCCCGGGCUGCUGCCAACCUCCAGGACACGCCCAGCGUCGGGGUGGCCUGUGUGGUGGGAUUCCCGGAGGGCACUCAUGAUACACAGAGCAAAGUUCGUGAAGCUCGCGAGGCGGUCGCCCACGGAGCAACAGAGCUCGACAUGGUUAUCAACUACCCGAAGUUAAAGGACGGCGGAUACGCAUCGGUCUACGACGACAUUUUCGCGGUGCGCAAAGCCGCACCGGAACCCAUUAUUCUCAAAGCUAUCAUCGAAGCAUCGGAGCUAGACAAGGACCAAAUAAUUGCUGCUACCAUUGUGUCCUGCAUGGCCGGCGUGGACUUUGUCAAGACAAGCACUGGAUACCAAGGUCCCGCCACGACGGAUCAAGUCACGACCAUGCGUCUCGCUGCCGAGGCCAGCGGUCACGCCCACUGCAGAGUCAAGGCGAGCGGUGGAAUCCGAAAUGCGACUGACAGCAUGCGGAUGGUGAAGGCGGGUGCAACGCGCAUUGGAACCAGCGCUGGAAUCACCAUUGUGCGCGAGCUCGAUGAGGGGGAGAUCCUGGAACAGGGAGCCAGCCAUGCUGUAUAUUAA
This is a messenger RNA of Penicillium canariense, 804 nucleotides long. RefSeq names its product 2-deoxyribose-5-phosphate aldolase. The record is from RefSeq and is a predicted model, not a curated record. Gene Ontology annotation, molecular function: deoxyribose-phosphate aldolase activity. The transcript has a single exon. Bases 1 to 804 code for a protein of 267 amino acids. Gene Ontology annotation, biological process: deoxyribonucleotide catabolic process; carbohydrate catabolic process. Gene Ontology annotation, cellular component: cytoplasm. Lineage: Eukaryota; Fungi; Ascomycota; Eurotiomycetes; Eurotiales; Aspergillaceae.